AUGACUCUUCGACUUGCGACGAGUACCCUGCGUCGCACGGUGGCGGCCACGCGCGCUCCCACUCUGCGCAUCGCCGCGCCUCGCACACUGCAUAGCUCCGCGAUCCUCCCAAAAGCACCGAGGGGUAACGAGGACCAAGGUCCAUCAGGACCGAAUCAGACGACCAACAACGCUUCUGGCCCCUCUGGCACCGCACCCGAUGCUCAGCUCUCGGAUCCCUACCCACUGCCGUUCAGCCCCGAUGUGGUCGACCUGAACAACGCCAACUCCGGCCCUGAAUCCGGUCCCCAAAGCAAAUGGGCGGGACUCAACCUCGCCUCCGACCGUCAGACGCUCGAUGGCGUCGAUGCACCCAUGCGUGUCCCUGGUAGGGAAGAUGAGGAUCGGGACACGAAGGUGGCGAGGUUGGUGUACCAGUGCAGGAAACGAGGCACGCUCGAGACGGAUCUGCUGCUCAGCACGUUCGCCAAGAAGGAGCUGAAGAAUUUGCCCAUGGAGGAGCUUGAUGAGUUCGAUAGACUCCUCGACGAACCCGACUGGGACAUCUUUUACUGGUGCACCCAGCGCAAGCCCAUCCCUGAAAGAUGGGCCGACAGCUUCAAGACCGAAGGCAAGCUCGGACACCGAUUGAUCGUGCACACGAGGAACGAGGAGAAGGCCGUUCGCUGGAUGCCCGAGCUCUAG
Kalmanozyma brasiliensis GHG001 is the source of this 684-nucleotide messenger RNA. Its product is annotated as Flavinator of succinate dehydrogenase. Gene Ontology annotation, biological process: mitochondrial respiratory chain complex II assembly; mitochondrial electron transport, succinate to ubiquinone; tricarboxylic acid cycle. The transcript is spliced from 2 exons. Gene Ontology annotation, cellular component: mitochondrion. Bases 1 to 684 code for a protein of 227 amino acids. The record is from RefSeq and is a predicted model, not a curated record. Lineage: Eukaryota; Fungi; Basidiomycota; Ustilaginomycetes; Ustilaginales.